This is a messenger RNA of Salpingoeca rosetta, 2888 nucleotides long. RefSeq lists its product as uncharacterized. Gene Ontology annotation, biological process: regulation of transcription by RNA polymerase II. Gene Ontology annotation, molecular function: transcription cis-regulatory region binding. Bases 96 to 2888 code for a protein of 930 amino acids. The record is from RefSeq and is a predicted model, not a curated record. Gene Ontology annotation, cellular component: nucleus. The transcript is spliced from 3 exons. Lineage: Eukaryota; Choanoflagellata; Craspedida; Salpingoecidae.
GCAGCGGAUAACGAGCGGCGGCGAACUGGCUGCUCAUCGAUGUGUUGUGUGGAUGUGAUUGAUGGUGGUGGGGGAAGUGCGGUUUCCCACCAUCGAUGGUCUGUCAUCACAUCACCACAACACUAUUUCACCACCAUCACCAAGAACCACCCCAUCAACUUCUGCAGCUAUCUCCUCCAGCUUCGUCUCUCCUGUUGGUUCGGACUUGCGCGCUUUUGAUCCACAACAAGUGCUCGCCCUCCUCCUCCCACCAUCAGGUGGACACGGCCGCCAAGGAUGAGGCCCUGUGCCCAGAUCUCCUGCAGUACGUGCGCGAGAGAUGCAUCCCCUUUCGCUCCGACAACAACGGUGACACGGGCGCAGACCACAGCGAUGAGUGGACACCACGCUCCCAAGACGACCUGGACGACCUGCUGUGCGUGUUGACGGGUGCACUGCAAGAAGACGAUGGUGACGACGCCGGAAUGUGCAUCAGCGCACACGCGCCAUCAACCUUCGUCCGCAUCAUGGCGAUGCUGCCUGGAGAAGCCGACGUCACCAUCGCCUGCUUGAAGGCGCUCAAGCAGCUCGCCUUCCGCUGCCCGCCGCGGCCCCACGAAGCGCCCUUCAUCACACAAGCCAUCCUCAACGCCGUCCUCUCCUUCUCCGACAACGCCUGUGUCGUCGAGCACGCCUGGGCAGCGCUCUGCAACGUCGUGCGCACCGCGCGGCACAAGCGCUCCCUGCUACACCAGAUUGUCCCUGAGGGCACGCCAAAGCUGGUCACUGUAUCCAUGGAGUGGCACGCGGCCAGCAGCGGGGUGCAGUUCUGGGCGUGUAUGCUGUCGCAUGACCUCUUCUUCCUUGACGGCACAAACGACCUCGUCACCAACUCCGCCGCCGCCGCUUUCAACGCCCUGGCUGCCUUCCCUGCGCAUGCGCCCGUGCAAAUGGCUGCUGCGCGCCUGUGCGCCGCUUAUGUGGUCAUGACCAACCGCAGCUGCACGCGGCGCGAGAUGGAGCUGCUGGCUCGUGCUGUGCGCGUGUGUCGGCACCAGGUGUGGCUGGCGCGGGAGGUAGCGUACGCGUGGCACUACCUCGUCGAUCGCUGUAUCCUCCAUCCCGUGGCAAGCAGCAGCAUCAUCACAGCCGCCGUCUCGGCCGUGUACGGCAUUUGCGGCAGCCAUGUCCGUGGUGACGAUGAUGACCACGACAACUACAACUACUGCAGCAGCGGCAGCAGCAGCAGCGGCGGCAGCAGCAGCAAUGUCAAUGGCACCCUCGACGACCCCAACAGCGAAGAUGUUUCCACGCCUGACGCCGUCGCCGCCACCAGCGACAGUCCCAUCACCUUCAGCAGCAGUGUGCGGCUCCAGUACUACUGCUGCUCGGUGCUGCGCGCCUGUGUACACGCGUCGCUGUCGCAAGACGCGAUCUGCAACCUGGUGGCACUCGCCGCCGCCAUCGCCACCACCACCGCCAUUGCAAUGGCCCCAAUGACGACGACGACGACCACCACCACCACCACCACUGCUGGGAGUGUGACUACGAUCGUCACUGCGACGACGAUCACCACUGUGACUGCCCCACCUGCUGCCACAAUGGUGGCGGUGCAGCGAAUGGCAUGGCAGGUGCUCGUCCGAACGGCGCAGCACGACAUGGUGCGCGACGCCCACGCCGCCGCCAUCCCCUUCCUGCAGCGCAUGGCAGAUGGUGACGUGGCACCCGACACUGCCAUGUGGCGCAUGGCCUGGCACACCACGCACGUGCUGCUGCAACAGGACCGUUUCAAGGCCAAGAUGCUGGCGCACCCGCGCCUCCUGCGCUGCCUCGUCCACGCCCUCAUCUCCGCAGACCCAAGUCGCCCGCUUGCUCCUACUACCGUUCCUGAUGGUGACGGUGAUGGUGAUGGUGAUGCUGGUGCAGAGGCUGUGGGCGGCAACCGUGGCCCGCUGGCAGUGAGGUUGAACGAGACGGGCUGUUGUGAGAACAACAACAGCGCCGGCAUGGUCAGCGCCAUCAACAACACGCGCAACGACAGCGAUUCGCCGGCCAUGUUCUUCAGUACCACCAACAUGCGCCCGCUCCUGUGCGACGUUGUUGCGCAGCUGACGUGGACGGAGGCUGGCUGCGACGCGCUGGUGGAUGUGUGCGCACAAGAGGCGCUGUUUGGCUUCCUGAGAGCCGACGGCAUCGCAGGGACGCUUAAGGAGGAACACCACCGACACGCCGAUGCUGAGGACGCCAUGAGGGACGAGCAUGCACGCGUGCGCCAGCAGCGGCAGCUGCACUGGGUUGGCCACCUCCUGCGCUACGAGCAGGGCGAUGAGGAGAGGCGGCAGCUGCUGCGCCUGCAAACGUACCUGCACACCCAGCACCCGCCCGACGACGAGGCCCGCUGGUUCCGCGGCGAGCGGCGGGCGAAGGCCGCGCAGGCCUUUGUCCAUGACAUGGUGCGCAGCGUGCUGUCUGCCAUGCUGCGGAUGGUGACCAUGCACGCUGGGGUGCGGGCCUGGCUGCGCGAGGGCGACAUUGGGCGGCAGGUGGUGCUCGCCACAAUGGCAGCGUUCCCCACGAUCAGUGAUGUGUUGCGGCUUGGCGCCGACCUGCUCUUGUGCUUCUACGGGUCCUCGAAACCGCUGCAGGCAAGCCCCGGGCGCGUUCGGUGGAGCGUGGACGUGUUUGACGCGCUCAGUCGCGCCGUGCUCUGCCACCUGGAGGAGAAGGAUGCAAUGAAGAUUAUCGCCAACCACAUGGUCAAAACCAUUCACCGCAAGCCGCCGUUCUCGCGCGACCUCAACGGCACGGAGAACUGGUGGGGACAACAACAACAACAACAACAACAACAACAACAACAACAACAACAACAACAACAACAACAACAACAACAACAACAACAACAGCCAUGA